AAGGCACCACAAGCCCAGCAGGGCUGAGGAGUUCGACCGGAAACAGCUGAGAGAGACGCGACUUUACUCUGUGACGGAGAUCAGGGUUUCUACUGAGACCAGGACCACAGGACAGAGCCAGAACCGAGUCCGACGAAAACCAGUUCCAGGACUGGACCGAGUCUGCGGAGUUUGACGGAGGACGUUGGUGGGUGGAGCUGAGAUGUUGUCAGAGAUGAAACACACCUGAGCUCAGGAGGCUGGAAAUCAGAGACUGAGGUCUCUGCUGUGUGAACAGAGAUCUGUGGAAUCUUAUGGAUUUUCUGGGACUUCAUGUUUCAGAUCCUGGAGCAGAGAGGGGUCAUGAGGUUCAGGUCUAAAAAUGAACAGAAUCAGUCCUUAAACUUGGUGUAGAUUUGAGUUCCUGCUGGACUAGACGGGCAGUCAGAGACAGGCUCUGUGUUAUGGGACCUCCAGUGGGUCAGGGAGCUCCUGCUGUGCCUAAGAUGGGAGUCCGGGCUCGCAUGGCAGACUGGCCUCGGAUGAGGGACAUCUGGGACUCCCAGCCCCCUCCCAGGUAUGACAGCCUGGUCCCGAGCUUUGUGAGUGGAACUCCUCAGUCUUGCACUCCGCUGAAGACGAGUACAGAACUACAAACCAGGUCAGAGACUAGGUACGCACUCUGUGAUCUCCUGAGUCCCUCCCCCAGGAGGAGUUUAAUGAGGAUGAAGAGGAGCAACAGUGAAGUGACCAUCAGUGACAUUGGGGCUGAAGAUCUGGAUCCUGCAGCCGUCAACCCAAAAACAGGGGCCACUCUGAGACGAGAGUAUGGCAGCACAUCCACUUUGGACCAGCAGAAUUCAACAGGUUUCAUGGAGACUCUGAGGUUGGGGCAGCAGCCCAGUGCACCACCACCGCUCCCUGAACCUCCACACUUCAAAACCCCCCUGUCACAGAGUCUGCAGACCGCUGCUCAGAUCGCCCAGGGGGACGUCAUCUACAUACCAGGGGAUGACUACGUAGAUGCUUCAGUGUUUUACUAUGGGGACAGGGAACGAGUUCAGAGGAAGACGGAGACGGGGAUCUUCAGCAGACUGAGGAGUCAGAGGACUGAUGGAGACCACAUGCAGAAGCAGGACAUGAGAUUCAGCAGAGGUUUGACCUCUCAGAAAUGUUUCUCUCAUUACGAUGUUCAGAGUAUCCUCUUCAACAUCAGUGAGUCCUUCACCCACCGAGCAGACCUCCGGAAGAACACCUCCGCCGGGCCCUCAGGGGGAUCACAAUGGCAGGAUGCUCCUGAUCCCGGUCCUGAUGUGGUGGUGGGCGGCUGUGAUGAUCUGGAGACAUUCAGUGACUGUGAGGACAGACAAAGCAACAGUCUAGUUCUCAGCUGUCCAUUUUUUCAGAAUGAGAUCGGAGGGGAAACAGAGAGGAAUCUAGGCCUGACUCGGUCCAGCUCCACCCACAGCGAGUUGGUGCUCAACAGCCGCUGCUCCAGCGCCGGUGUGUCGGUCCUGGAGGUCUGCAGAGAAAACCAGGUGUUCCCCCAAAACCUGAUUAAGAACUACGACAUUGAACACAUCGACCUUGGAGCCAAAUACUACCUGAAGUACUUCUACAACAGAGAUCACCAGAACUACUUUGGUGCUGAUGAGAAAUUUGGUGCAGUGUCUUUGAGCAUCCGCCGGGAGAAACUGGAGGACAGAAAGGACUCGACACAGUACAACUACAGGAUCAUCCUCAGGACCAGUCAGCUGUCCACUCUGAGGGGAUCCAUCCUGGAGGACUCCAUCCCGUCUUCAUCCAAACAUGGGACGGCCAGAGGUCUCCCUCUGAAGGAUGUCCUGGAGUUUGUGGUUCCUGACCUUAACAUUCAGAGUCUGAGACUGGCCACCAGUUCACCCAGAGUCCCUGAACUGCUGCUGCAACUGGACCAGCAGGAGCUGAAUUUCCAGCACAAAGUGGGAGUUUUGUUCUGUCGGGCCGGACAGACCACUGAGGAGCAGAUGUACAACAAUGAGACUGGCAGUCCAGCUCUGGACCAGUUCCUGGACCUGCUGGGUCACCGGGUCCGACUGAAGGGUUUCACCAAGUACAGAGCCCAGCUGGACACCACCGGUACCAGAACCACUUCCUGUGACUCGACAGGAAGUCACUCAGUUUAUACGACAUUCAGAGAAUUCGAGCUGAUGUUCCAUGUUUCAACUCUACUGCCAUACACUGCAAACGAUACUCAGCAGGUGCUACGAAAACGGCACAUCGAGAACAACACUGUGACAGUGAUUUUCCAGGAGCCCAACGCUCCGCCCUUCAGCCCCAGAAACAUCCGAUCACACUUUCAACAUGUCUUCGUCAUCGUCAGAGUCCACCAACCCUGCAGCCAACACACCUGCUACAGGGUUGCUGUCUCCAGGUGUAGAGACGUCCCGUCCUUCGGGCCGUUGAUCCCAGCAGGUCAGAUGUUUCCCGCCUCCUCCACCUUCAGAGACUUCCUACUGACGAAGAUCAUCAAUGCCGAACACGCCGUGCACAGGUCAGAGAAGUUUGUUGCCAUGGCGACGUGCAGCAGACGGGAACACCUGAAGGAGCUGGUGGAGAACUUUGCCUCGUCGACGUCGGUGGACUCGUCCUCCUCUGCCAGGUUCAGCUUCAUCUCUCUGGGCGGGAAGAAGAAGGAGCGCAGCGUGCCACGGCCGCAGGCUCACCUGCAGAGCGGCGGUGCACUCACCUGGAGCGUGACAGCUCAAGACUUCAGCCGCUCCGCUGCCAUCGCCUGCCAACUUGCCGUCUCCAGCCACGCAGUGGUGCUGAUAGAGGAGGCGACGAGACAGGUGGUGUUCAACUGUUACUGCAGAGAGGUGAUCGGCUGGAGCGCCGGACACAGAGGCAUCAAACUGUUCUACGAACACGGAGACUGCCUGAUGUUUUCAACACAGGAGGGAAGCUGGGAGGACGUCCGCGAGAUCACCCAGAGGCUGCAGGCGGUGACUCGAGGCGGGGUGGCGGUGGAGAUGACUCUCAGGAGGAACCGACUUGGUGAGCUCGGCUUUCAUGUGAACUUCGAAGGCGUGGUGGCGGACGUCGAGGCCCACAGUUUGGCCUGGCAGGCGGGCCUUCGCUCCGGCUGCAGGCUGAUGGAGAUCUGUGGGGUUGCCGUGGUAACGCUAUCUCACGAACAGAUGAUUGAGCUGCUGAGGACGUCUGCGACAGUCAGUGUAGUCGUUGUUCCACCGAACAGAGAUGGGACGGCGCGCAGGAGUUUCUCUGAGAUUUAUCGAGUCCAGGUCAUCGAGUACAAACUGGACUCCGAUGUCACUUCCUGCUCGUUCAGAGCACCCCCCCUCACCUGCCACCAGGUGUCUGCAGCCCCGCCCCCUCCCAGACACUCAUCCGAUCAGAGUGCAGCAUCAGAACCAGAACGGCAGAGCUCAUGUUUGGAUGUGAAGGAAGGAUCCAGAAUGCCUCAGGUCUCGUCUCCCUCCUCACGGUUCUGGUGCUCGCCGAGUAACCAGUCGACCUCCAGCGACCCUGGACCAUCUGUGACCCUCCAGAACCAGAUCCACGGCAGUGGUCAUCCUGAUUGGUCGAUGAGCUCUGAUGAACACCAGUCCAGAUUGGAGAGGACCAGGAGGACCAGGUCUACAGAGUCCAGCUGCCUUCAUCAUCAUCGUCACGUGACGAAGGUCCUGAAGGGGAGUCAGCUGAGUCCGACUGACAGACAGCUCACAUCUGCAGGGAAACUGAGUUCAAGCAACUCCAGCAGCAACACGUUGUCCAGCAGCAGCAGUGACGACAGACGCUCGGAGAAGCGAGGCCUCACCUGCACCGCGGCACCCUCCACAGACAGUGGGAUAGACUCCGCCCCCUGCUCAGCAUCCGUCCCGCCUCACGUUGCCGGGGCGACACUGAUCCUGAGAGACGUCUGGGGGGAGGGGCCAGAGACCCGGGGAACCAACGUGACGCCCUUACCUGGUCACGUGACCGACCUGAGUGACACCUGCUCUUUGUCCAGUGACUCACGUGGAUCCACCUUGUCUGGACGAAGACCUGAGAUCACCUCUUCACCUGAGGCUUUCAUCACCUGUGACCAGGGGGCGGGGCCUAGUCGGGAGACACGCCCAUCAGAGGGGGAGGGACCUUACAGAUCAGAGGGGGGGUCACUGCUGGAGGAGGCCGACAGACUGCAGCAGUUGCUGACCUCAGAUCUUCAGUUUGACUCUCGUCCAAUCAGAGAGGUCUUUGUCAGGAUGAUGCGUUCUGUUGCUGCAGGUGAACAGGUGUUUCCUGUUCAGUCUGUCCUGACUCUGACUCGGUCGAUGUCGGAUGACAGCCUGUACAGGACGACCGUGUCACAUCGCAGCAUGCCACGACCACAGACCGCGCUACAGCGGAGUGAGUCUGACUUUCAAAAUAAAGGUGAGCUCUGUCACUCUGACAGCUCAUUGGCUGAGAGGUCCAGGAAGCCCCUCCCACAGGUGACAUCACACUUGAGCUGGUCUCACGUGGUGGACGCUACUCGAGUGUUUGAAGUAACAGGCGUGUUUUCGUCGUUGUCCCUGCAUCAGGACGUCAGAGUGACAUCACAGCGCUCCCCCCUGCAGGACAGUGACAUCACGGCCACCUCCCUCUCAGGUAAAGUCUUCCAGUUGGAGGAGAUUCUCCGUCAGCUGCAGCUCGACCUGCUGAAGGAGCAGCAGGACAAAGCGGCGCUGCAGCAGCAGGUGCUGAACCUCCGUCAGAACAACCUGCGGCUGCAGGAGGAGAGUCAGAGCGCCGCCGACCACAUCAGACGCUUCGCAGCCUGGCUGCUGCAGAGGAGCCCAUCACCAUAGAAACAGCCAGAUCAGAGGACUGGGUGUUGCUAUGGCAACCUCAGAGCACAGAGGGAAACCUGUCGUUACCAUGGUGACCUCAGCUUGUAAAGGUUCCCUUUGACCAAUCAGAGCGCAGCACACUUUAUACUGAAGCUGACUGGUCAGAUGUUUGUCUUCUUUUACCCAGAAUCCUUUGUGUUUCCUGUCAGAGACUCUGCUGAUGCUUUUUACUGUUUCUGAACUUUUUCUGUUGAAAUUUAUUCAACUUCUUACUGACGACGAAAAACAGACGCGACGUUGUUAAACUAAACCUGUAUUUUAUUGAAUGAUGACAUCAUCCAGACGCCAUCAUCUGAUUGGCUGCUGCCUCCUCAGGGUUUGAAAUCUGAUCUGAGAGCAGUUUGCUCAGACUGACCUGUGAUCAGCUCCAUGAGUUCAGCUCUCCUUCAGGUGAGUCACCUGCUGUCUCCAUGAUGGAGGCCCAUGCCAUGUCCAGGUGAGUCCCUGGCUGGCGGGAGCAGGAAGCUGGACCAGGUCCUGAUGGGUCAUAUGUGGUCAGAUCCAGCUCAGGCCGGGGGAGUCCAGGUCCUGGUCCAGCUGAUAAAGGUCUGCCUUAGCAGAGACCACGUGACCCGGUGGUGAUGAAGGACUCAAUGAGACCAGGACCAGGAUUGUUGACAGAGACCUGUCUCAGCUGUGCUUUCUUCCUCUGUGGUGAAACGAGCUCAAACAUUGUUUCUGCUCUGACGACUUUAACCUCAGUGUGUGUGUGUGUGUGUGUGUGUGUGUGUGUGUGUGUGUGUGUGUGUGUGUGUGUGUCUGCAGGAUCAGAGUGUUUGACGUGUAAAGUGUGUUGUUGUAUCUUUGUGAGGUCGUUUGUUCAGCUCCCUGUAGGUCCCCACAAGUGGAGAUGAGUGUGUAUGUGUGUGUCAUGUUCGUCUGAAUGAACACAUGAAGCAGAUGUAGGUCACACACACACACACACACACAGUUACAGUCUCUGCUGUAGAGACACUGUUUCUCUGCACAUUUAGAUCUGAAGUCAGGUCCAGGUCCUGGUCCUGGUCCAGUUCCAGGUCCAGGUCCUGGUCCAGCUCCAGGUCUAACAGUUUAGAUCUUCAAACGUCUGAAUCCUGAUCCAGGUCUAUCCUCAAACCUCAGACAGGAAACCUUCUCCUGAUGAAGAUGAGUUAAACUUUUCAAAAUAAAAGCAGCCACAGACAGGUGAAUCUGGUUUUUCAGAGUAAAGGUCUGGUGUGAUUGACUGUUUUCAUUUUAACUUUAUUUCUUAAUUUUUCUAAUUGAAUGACUUUUAUUCUGAAAUGUUUCUGCUCCUGACAUCCUGUUGAUAAAGCGUGGGACUGUUCCUUUAACUGCGACUGUCAGACAGCUCUGUGUUAAUAAAGUUUUAUAGAGUGA
This is a messenger RNA of Lates calcarifer (barramundi perch), 6212 nucleotides long. RefSeq names its product signal-induced proliferation-associated 1-like protein 2. The transcript is spliced from 22 exons. Gene Ontology annotation, molecular function: GTPase activator activity; protein binding. The coding region runs from base 444 to 4811 and encodes 1455 amino acids. The record is from RefSeq and is a predicted model, not a curated record. Lineage: Eukaryota; Metazoa; Chordata; Actinopteri; Centropomidae. Gene Ontology annotation, biological process: activation of GTPase activity; regulation of small GTPase mediated signal transduction. Gene Ontology annotation, cellular component: cytoplasm.